CUCUUUCCAUAGGCUUUGACUGGUUCGCGCGCUCACUUUGAGUUUCUUGAGAGACUUGAAAGCAGCAACACUCUGCGAUUUGGAGAGAAGAAAGCGCCAAAACUUUCUUUCUAGCAAUAAACAGCUACUCCGCUACAAACAUGCAUGUGAUUAAAAGAGAUGGGCGCCAUGAGGCAGUUAGUUUUGAUAAAAUCACUUCCCGCAUCCAGAAGCUCUGCUAUGGACUCAACAGUGACUUUGUGGACCCUGCCCAGAUUACAAUGAAGGUGAUCCAGGGUCUGUACAGCGGGGUCACCACUGUGGAGCUGGACACCCUGGCUGCAGAGACCGCUGCCACCCUUACCACCAAACAUCCUGACUAUGCAAUCCUGGCCGCUCGGAUCGCGGUUUCCAACCUGCACAGAGAGACCAAGAAGGUUUUCAGUGAUGUGAUGGAGGACCUGUACAACUACGUCAACCCCUUAAACAAACGUCACUCCCCUAUGAUCUCCAAGGAGACACUCGACAUUGUCCUUGAAAACAAAUCUGUCCUCAACUCAGCCAUCAUUUACGACAGAGACUUCUCCUACAACUUCUUUGGUUUUAAGACUCUUGAGCGUUCCUAUUUGCUGAAGAUCAAUGGCAAAGUUGCAGAGAGACCCCAGCACAUGCUGAUGAGAGUGGCAGUCGGGAUUCAUAAAGAUGACAUUGAUGCAGCUGUUGAAACUUACAACCUGCUUUCAGAGAAGUGGUUCACCCAUGCCUCUCCUACCCUGUUCAACGCAGGCACCAACAGGCCUCAGCUGUCCAGUUGUUUCCUGCUCGCUAUGAGAGACGACAGCAUUGACGGCAUCUACGACACACUGAAGCAGUGCGCGCUGGUUUCCAAAUCAGCAGGAGGCAUUGGCCUGGCUGUCAGCUGCAUCAGAGCAACGGGCAGCUAUAUCGCUGGGACUAAUGGCACUUCUAAUGGGCUUGUUCCAAUGCUGCGUGUAUACAACAACACUGCACGCUACGUGGACCAGGGCGGCAACAAGAGACCAGGGGCCUUUGCGGUGUACCUGGAGCCCUGGCACGCUGACGUGUUUGAGUUUUUGGAGCUGAAGAAGAACACUGGUAAAGAAGAGCAGAGGGCCAGAGACUUGUUCUUCGCCUUGUGGAUUCCAGACCUCUUUAUGAAACGAGUGGAAAGCAACCAGGACUGGUCUCUGAUGUGUCCCAGUGACUGUCCCGGGCUGGAUGAGUGCUGGGGAGAGGAGUUCGAGGAGCUCUACACUCGUUAUGAGAAGGAGGGUAGGGUGAAGCGUGUGGUGAAGGCCCAGCAACUGUGGUACGCCAUCAUUGAGUCGCAGACAGAGACGGGUACUCCCUACAUGCUCUACAAGGACGCCUGCAACAGGAAGACCAACCAGCAAAAUCUGGGCACCAUCAAAUCCAGCAAUCUGUGCACAGAAAUAGUAGAAUAUACAAGUAAAGACGAGGUUGCAGUUUGUAACCUGGCGUCCAUCGCCCUCAACAUGUACGUCACCCCAGAGAGGAGCUUUGAUUUCAAAAAGCUUGCAUCUGUGACCAAAGUGAUCGUCAGGAACCUGAACAAGAUCAUCAAUAUCAACUAUUACCCGGUGCCAGAGGCUGAAAAAUCCAACAAGCGUCACAGGCCAAUAGGAAUUGGUGUGCAGGGUCUGGCCGACGCCUUCAUCCUCAUGCGCUACCCAUUCGAAAGUCCGGAGGCCCAGUUACUCAACAUUCACAUCUUCGAGACCAUCUACUACGCUGCCCUGGAGGCCAGUUGUGAACUGGCAGCAGAAUUCGGACCCUAUGAGACGUACGCUGGCUCUCCUGUCAGCAAGGGAAUCCUUCAGUACGACAUGUGGAAUAAAACCCCCACAGAUCUGUGGGACUGGAAGGCACUGAAGGAAAAAAUUGCCAAGCACGGUGUGAGGAACAGCCUUCUUUUGGCCCCGAUGCCCACAGCUUCCACUGCCCAGAUCCUGGGUAACAAUGAGUCCAUAGAGGCUUACACAAGCAACAUCUACACUCGCAGGGUGCUCUCAGGAGAGUUCCAGAUUGUGAAUCCUCACCUGCUGAAGGAUCUUACAGAAAGAGGACUGUGGAAUGAGGAUAUGAAGAACCAGUUAAUUGCUCACAAUGGCUCCAUCCAGGAAAUUAAAGAAAUCCCAGAUGAUAUUAAGCAGCUGUAUAAAACAGUUUGGGAAAUCUCCCAGAAGACUGUCCUCAAGAUGGCAGCAGAUCGUGGCACUUACAUCGAUCAGAGUCAGUCUCUCAACAUUCACAUCGCUGAGCCCAACUACGGCAAACUCUCCAGCAUGCACUUCUACGGAUGGAAGCUGGGCCUGAAAACAGGCAUGUACUACCUGAGAACGAAGCCCGCCGCCAACCCCAUCCAGUUCACACUAAACAAGGAGAAGCUGAGGGAGAGCCAGUCGGCCAAGAGUGUGGAGGAGGAAGCCAGGGAGCGCAACACAGCAGCCAUGGUCUGCUCCUUAGCAAACAAGGACGAAUGCCUGAUGUGUGGCUCCUAAAGCAGGCAGCGACUCUCUGCAGCUCCGUCCCACCAACGGCUUCAAAAAUCCCAAGUUUACAGUUAUUUUAUGAUUACCAAACAUUUUUAACUAUGAAAUGGUUGUUCUAUUUAUAUGGAGCUAAAUUGGAGCCAAAAAGUUUGUUAGACAUUUUUUCAAAAGUAUUUUUGAAACUGAAAAAUUGUUUUUACAAAAAAGAUUUAGCUAAAAAAAUAUAACUUUCAGUUGUUGUUUUUUUAUUUUCUUUUUCUUUUAUAUUGCUGACCCUCUAAUUAGGGGCAGGCUUUGGAGAACUUUAGGUGUGGAAUGAUGACUGACAACUUAAACAGUCAUCUCAGGUGUUGCAUUCAGGAAUCGUAGUAAAUAGGAAGGUUUUCUUGAAAACAGAAGUUCUAUGUAAAUGUAACUUGUUUUACAAAAUAACAUUUUGUACUUGUAUAAGAUAUUUGAGAGCCUGAUGGAAACGUUGGAACCAUGAUAUUGACAAAGGGACAUUUUCUGUGUUCUUAUAGUGUAGGAAGAGCCAGACUGAUAGAGCAGUGGCAGGACUGCAGCAAAAACCAAUCAUAUAAAUAUAGAAUAUCAAUGAUGUUGAGAAACUUCCUCUAAUAUUUGACAGUUAAUACAUGGGAAGAGGGAUUGAAAGGUUGAUAACCUCAGAGGUUAAAUAUAUUUUCAUGAUCAGUUGGUGGUUGGUAAGGGAGCUAAAACCAGGAAUUGGCUGAAAUGAGAUGUUCCAUCAAUGGAAGAUUGGGUUGAAGUAAUACAUAAUGUUUAUAUGACGGAAAGGCUCACCUUGAGAAUAGAAUCUGAAAAAUUGGGUGUAAUUUAUAUCACCAGUGAGAUCAGAUUUUGUCAUGUGACGAAAUUAAGGUCAACAACCUCUUAAUGCCACAUAUUUAAAGUGUUCUUUUAUUGUUAUUGGGUUUUUUUUCUCUAUCCUUUUAAGAUUGCAUGUGUUUGGACAUGGAUGGACAAACAUAUGUAUGAAUAACGAAGAAGUGAAGAAAGGAAUAGCGAAUAAAAAAAAAGAUUUUAAGAUUACCAAAUGUAUUGUUAUCAUCUAGCUUAUGGAUGGAUUGUAGUGAACUUAGUUUGGCUAAAUUUGUUGAAUAUUUGAGAAAUGGUUUAGAUGGAUGUAAAAGUUUCCAAAUGCACUCAAUCAAAAAAAUAUUGAUGAUGUAGUAAAAACAUUUCUGUUUUCCACGGUUCCUGAAUGCAACAGCUAUGAAAAUUAUUCCUAGGUAUUACACUGGUUUAUUCCAAACCCCAUGUCAUAUAUGGUGCGCCCACACAGAGGACAUCAGUUUGAAACUGAAAGGUAAAAUAUUUGUUUGAAAAGUAUUUUCAGACUUGUCCGUUCAAGUCUAUUGUACUGUUUUGUUUUUUUUGUUUGUUUUUUUUCGGCUUCAAAAGAAAAGUUUUUGAAAAAACUUCAUGGCUCCAAUUUAGCUCAAUUUCACAUUGUACAGAAUGAAAUAUUGGAUGAAUUUUUUUGUACUUAAUGUUAUCAUUGCAGUGUUUUUUUACAUUUUUUUAUUUUAAUUAAAUCCAUUCUACGGCAUUAAAAGUACUAGAGCAGCUUCCAUAUUUAUCAGCAACCCUAAAGAGAUGCAUUAAAAGCUUGGUUGAUAGUUUAUUGCUGUAGUAUAAUUCUUAUAACGUAAAUGGAAAAAUCCAACCUUUAGUUGGAGUUAAUUAUUUAUUGAGUGACUCUUUAAAAUGGAAAAGAUGGGAGAACAUGUUCUGUCAGUAAGACAUAUGAU
Molecule: messenger RNA, 4288 nt
Organism: Cyprinodon variegatus (sheepshead minnow)
Lineage: Eukaryota; Metazoa; Chordata; Actinopteri; Cyprinodontiformes; Cyprinodontidae
Product: ribonucleoside-diphosphate reductase large subunit-like
Exons: 19
Coding region: 141-2522 (793 amino acids)
Biological process (GO): DNA replication; deoxyribonucleotide biosynthetic process
Cellular component (GO): ribonucleoside-diphosphate reductase complex
Molecular function (GO): ATP binding; ribonucleoside-diphosphate reductase activity, thioredoxin disulfide as acceptor
Source: RefSeq, a predicted model, not a curated record